Coregonus clupeaformis (lake whitefish) is the source of this 8577-nucleotide messenger RNA. Its product is annotated as otogelin-like protein. Gene Ontology annotation, biological process: L-arabinose metabolic process. The transcript has 56 exons. Lineage: Eukaryota; Metazoa; Chordata; Actinopteri; Salmoniformes; Salmonidae. The coding region runs from base 1 to 7923 and encodes 2640 amino acids. Gene Ontology annotation, cellular component: extracellular matrix. The record is from RefSeq and is a predicted model, not a curated record. Gene Ontology annotation, molecular function: alpha-L-arabinofuranosidase activity.
AUGGCCAAGCAGAUGCCAACUCUCCCUCGCAGUGUUCUACACAAUUACACCGCCCGUGAUGCCUCCUCAGAGUACUGCGGCUGUCUGAAUGGGGGCUGGUGUCAGGAGGGGGGGAGGUGUGACUGUGCACAGUUCCAGGCCCUCGGAGACCGCUGCCAGAUCAUUCCUAACCAGGGCCAGGACAGAGAUGGGAUCUGCAGGUCUUGGGGUCAGCACCAUUAUGAGACGUUUGAUGGCAGCUACUUCUACUACCCUGGAACCUGCUCCUACAUACUGGCCCAGGACUGCCACUCAGCCACACCACAGUACACUGUGUGGGUCCAUAACAGCCGUGUGUGUGAGGGAAGUGUGUACUCCUGUCCCAGGGCUCUCAGUCUCUUCUUCCCCAACGAGGAGGAGAUCCACAUCGCUGGAUACCAAGUCCACCAGGGGGGUCGCAGGCUGAGCCUGCCCCAGACAAUAGGAGGUGUGUUUAUAGAGCGUCUGGCUGACUACCUGCUGGUGAAGAGUGUGUUUGGCUUCUCUCUGGCGUGGGACGGGGGUAGUGGAGUAUAUCUGAAGAUGUCUGAACAGCACCACGGCACCCCCUGUGGCCUUUGUGGGAACUACAACAACCUGCCCAACGAUGACCUCACCACAGCCCGCGGCGUGCAGACAGAGGAGCCAGCAGUGUUUGCUAACAGCUGGUCAGUCGAUCUGCCCCAUGAGAGAGGCUGCCCUCUGGUGGACAUAGAUUUCACUGGACCCUGCCGCUCUGAGUCUGACAUGGACGAUGCCAUAGAGAAGUGCAGUGCUCUCCUGUUCUUCCCCUUCCUGUCCUGUCAUGAGAACAUCGACCCAAACCCCUACGUGGCUAGCUGUGUCUCUGACCUAUGUGUGUCAGAUGAUGAGGAGACGUUUUGCCGUGUGCUGGUGGAGUACACACGAGCCUGCAGCCAUGUAGGAUACCCUGUACGAGAGUGGAGAGAUAGCUUCCCAUCCUGCAAUGAUGGCUGUGAGGAGAGUUUUGUCCAUAGAGACUGUAUCAGCUGCUGCCCUCCCACCUGUACCUUUGAUAAGGAGUGUCUGGGAACUAACCUGCACUGUCUGGAUGGAUGCUACUGCCCUGAUGGGUUGAUUCUGCAGAAUGGGACUUGUAUCGCUGUGUCUCAGUGUCCUUGUGUCUACCACGGCACCUCAUACACACAGGGACACACUCUGGAGCAGGGCUGCAGCGUCUGUGUGUGUAUGGGGGGAGUGUGGAACUGCACGGACAACAACUGUACAGCGGAGUGUUCAGUAGUAGGUGAUGUGUUUGUGACAUCGUUCGAUGGGAGGAUGUUCCUGCAGCCAGGGGCGUGUCAGUACGUCUUGGCCAAGAGCCGCAGCGGCAGCAGAUUCACUGUUACCCUGCAGUAUACCACCUGCACAAAGGCCCAGCAGCAGGUGUGUAUCCAGUCAGUGACGGUGGUUCUGGAUGAAGAUGUUAGUCACCAGGUGACUCUGACCCGAGAGGGGGAAGUGCUUAUAGGGGUCAAUCCCGCCCCUGCCUUGCCCUACGCCGAUGAUGUAGUUGAGGUGCGGAGGUUAACGUCGGUGUUCGUCCAGCUGAGGACGUUGCUUGGACUGCGUCUGCAAUAUGACUGGCGUGGUGGGCGUGUCUAUCUACAGCUGGACAGCCAAUGGCGCAGCAACACGCUGGGCCUUUGUGGAACCUUCAACGGAAACCUGCGGGACGACUUCCUGUCUCCAGCAGGGAUGAUUGAAGGGACUCCCCAGCUCCAUGCUAACUCCUGGAGAGUCUCAUCUGCUUGCUCCGCCCCCAUCAACCAGCCCAUCAUUGACCCCUGUGAGAUGAAUCAGCACAACGUGUUCUAUUCCUCUCUGUGUGAGGUGUUGUUGGGCAGUGUGUUCUCUCCAUGCCAUGGUUACGUCAGUCCCAGUGUGUACCAGCAGCAGUGUCGCUACCAGGCCUGUCGCUGUGGUAACGCCUGUCUGUGUACGGCCCUGGCCCACUAUGCCUAUCUCUGCUCCAAACACCAUGUUACUAUCAACUACAGGGCCCACGUCUCAGAGUGUGGGAUGGUGUGUAUGGGUGGGAUGCUGUACCAGUCCUGUGUGUCGUCCUGCGGCGGGUCCUGCCGCUCCCUAUCCAGUGGAGAGACCUGUAACCAUGAUGACUGUGCUGAGGGGUGUGGCUGCUCCGAGGGCAGUUACUACGACGACGUACGACAACGCUGCGUUCAGCCGUCUCAGUGUCAUUGUUACUCUAUUGAAGGGGUGUCCCAGCCAGGGGAGGUGUCCUUCAGCGCCGCAGGCCCUUGCCUGUGCAGGAAUGGAAGGAUGGAGUGUGUACCAGAAGAAAGAGAGCCAGAGCGAGGCCAGUGUCCAGAGGGAAAGGUGUUCCACAGCUGCUCUGAGCCCCACGGGGUCCAGGGUGCGGCGGCUUGGCGAGGAGGUGUGGCCUGUGAGCUCACCUGUCGGAACCUGAUGUUGAAUCUCACCUGUCCUCCCACCACGCCCUGUAUACCUGGCUGUGUCUGCCCACCUGGGCUGGUGCUGCAUCGUGGGGAAUGUUACUACCCAGAGAACUGUCCCUGUGCCUGGUUGGGCCUUGAGUAUCUGCCAGGAGAGACCGUCAACACUCCCUGUUACAGAUGUGUGUGUCACCGGGGGUAUUUUAACUGUAGUCACAGUCCGUGUCCGGCUGUGUGUACGGUCUACAGCGACAGACACUACCACACCUUCGACGGCCUGGAGUACGACUACCACUCGGACUGUCAGGUCUACCUACUCAAGAGUAUAGAUGGUGAGGUGUCCAUCGUGUCCCAGAAUAAGGAUUGUUAUGAGAGUGGGAUUGUCUGUAUGAAGAUGCUGGUCAUCCAUGUUGGAUUCACUAAGAUCUACUUCAACGACAACUCAGGGCAGCCUAGUCCAUCCAGUGUGGUAGGUAAGGGGUCAGAGUUUGAGCUGUGGUCAGCAGGCUACUACACAGCAAUCCACUUCCCCUACCAGGACCUAACCGUUCUCUGGGACCGCAAGACGACCGUACACAUCAGAGUUGGACCACAUUGGAAGGGUCUCCUGAGUGGUCUGUGUGGGAACUUUGACAGUGUGACAGUGAAUGACAUGACCACAUCCAGCCACAUGGAGGUCAGCAAUGCUCAGGGCUUCGGAGACAGCUGGGCCCUGGGACAGUGUGAGAGUGACUAUGUGGUGAAGAGAGCGUGUGAAGGAGACCUGGGUAGACAGCCGUACGCCAAGAGAGAGUGUGCUCUACUCUACAGUGACGUCUUUACCCCCUGUCACAACGUGGUGGAUGUCUCAUGGUUCUAUAUGAACUGCUUGACCGACACGUGUAACUGUAAUCGGGGCGGAGACUGUGAGUGUCUGUGUACGUCCAUUGCUGCCUACGCACACACCUGCUGUCAACACGGUGUUACUGUGGUCUGGAGAAACCCCUCUGUCUGUCCCUAUGACUGUGAAUACUACAACCAAGAGUUAGGUGAAGGUCCAUUCUCAGUGGUCAGUGCUGUGUUUAAUGCUACAGUCUUCGGUGUGAACAGAACCAGUGGGUCAGUGUUUCCUCUAGUUAGGGAGUUUGUAGGUGGGCUGCCUCCACCUGGACUUCUCUUCAACUUCAUGAUCACAGCAGGACUACAGAAGGACCGCACAUCACGUCUCCCGGUGAUCUCUCUGGAGUCAGCGGAGCGUCCUAACUACUUCCUGGUUGUUUCGGGACGUGCUGGGCUGCGGUUGGAGCAGUGGACAAGAGGGGAGGAGUUUGGCCGCAGGGCUUCCUUCCUACAGCACCAGGGGCUGUUCCUGCCUGGCCGCACCUCCUUCGAGCUGAUUGGCCAGCCGGGAGUGUUCCUGACUCUGACACGCACGUCUGCACACGCUCAGAGAUACGACAACUCGGACAACUUCAAGACCAGCAGCUCCUUUACCCUGGAGGAGAGCAGUUUUGUGAUCCCGUACCGUAUGAUGUGUGAGUGGCGCUACCAUGCAUGUGCCAGUCCGUGUGUUCGUACAUGCAGCGACCCCGCCGCCACACGCUGCCACUUCCUGCCCCCGGUGGAGGGCUGUUUCCCUCACUGCCCCCAAAACAUGGUUCUUGAUGAGGUCACCAGGAGAUGUGUCUACACAGAGGACUGUGAGUGUGUCCCUUCCUCCCACUCCUACACCCUACGCCUUCGUAAACCGAACAACCACCACCCCAACUACUACUAUACUACUACUACAUCUAGAACCACUACUAGGACCACUACUACUAGUACCAGCGCUACAACCAGUGCUGCCUCUAUAACUGUUACUGCCACAAGAGCCCUCACUACUCCCAGUACAGCCCCAUUGACAGAGCGUUUCACCCCCACCUUCACCCCUCCUCACUCCCCCUCGCCUCCACUCCCUUCUCUGCCCUCACCCUCCACCCCCACUGUGACCGAGCACACCACUUCACCUGCAGUCUUUACCUCUGUCUCCCCCUCUCCCUCACCCACCGCUACUAGCAGCACCACUGGGGUCACGACCCCAACCUUGACCCCUGCAGAGGUCACUACAGUAGCCUCCCCUACUCCUCCCAGCCUGGCAGUGACCGACUCCACCACUCCACCACCUCCUCCUGCUACCCCUCCCCAGCCUUCCACCCAGUCUUCUAUCUCUCCCCCAGCCACUACCUCCUUCCCCACCUCCUCUCCACCUCCACCCCCUCUCUCUCCCUCUACCCACACCCCAACCACCACACAAACACAUCGUCCUGUUGCUACACCCACAGAGACCUCCUCUGUAUUUCCAGUUGUAUAUGACACCUCCUCCGUUACCAUGUCGACAUCACCCCCAGAGACGACGGAGUUCAUAACCACAGAAACAGCCACCAGUCCAGAUUUCUCUCCUACACCUGAGGCAGUCAGCAUGCCAACAGUGCUGCCCCCCUUCCUCCUGCCCACCGCCCGCUGCACACCCCCAUACUCCUACCGUGUAGAUGAGUGUGCAGAGCUGAUCUGUUUUAAUGGGGAGCUGCUCCUCCAUAACUCCUCCCUCCACUGUCGGUACAACACCACUCCUCCUCGCUGCUCUCUGCUGGGCAUGGCUGUCCUCACCAACACCGACCCCUGCUGCCCGCUUUGGCAGUGCCCCUGUCGCUGCUCGGUGAUGUCAGACCUGCGUGUGAUAACGUUUGACGGUAACAAUGUGGCGCUGUAUGAUAAUGGCUCCUACAUCCUGGUCUACCUGCCCAGAGAGAAAAUCAUAGGAACAGUGGACAAAUGCCCCACCAGCCAGAGCGUCAACUCCAUCAGACGACCGAGCCCUAGUGGUGGGACGUCAGGUCUGUGUUUUAAGAAGUUGAACAUCACCACUCCCUCCUACAGGAUUAUCAUCAACCGCCUAGACCGCAAGGUGUCAGUGAACCACAUCAAGGCACGGCUGCCGUUCUCCCGCCAGACCCUGUCAGUAGAGGACACAGGCAGUAUGUACCUGAUCACCACUCCUGGAGGAGUCAACAUACAGUGGUACCACAGCACUGGCAUCAUGGUGCUGCAAUACACCGCCCCCUCCAAUACGUCUGCUCCUACUAGAGGCCUCUGUGGCAUGAGGAGGGCGAGGAGCGGGCCGGUCCGGAUGGCGGAGAUGGAAAUCCUGGAUGAUGUUGGGGUCCAGGAUGUCGGCCACCGGGACCCAACAGCGUACCCCUCCCAGUCCACCAGGACCUUGAAGGGCCCCACAAACCGGGGGCUCAGCUUCCGGGAGGGCAGGCAGAGCGAAAGGUUCCUGGUGGAGAGCCAGAUGCGAAUGGAACACGGGAGCCUCACUGCGGUGGCGAGCCGCCUGCUCCUUCUGGUGGCGGACAGCGCGCUGGAGCCUCACGUGGGGAGCGUUCCAAACCUCCUCUGCACGCCGAAACCACUCGUCCAAUGCAGGAGCUUUGGGUGUUGUGACGGGAACCCGGCGGAUGACCUGAAGCUGCCUAACGGUACGGUGGUGAGGGAGGUGGAAGACCUGGGUCUGUUCCUGCAGGCCUGGAGGGUCCAAACCUCAGAGGACACGGAACACACACGACGCAUCGGAGACAACUGUACCACUGGAGACUGCUCUACCUGUCUCUCCAUGCUCAGACAGAGACCCUUCACUCCGUGCCACAGCAAGGUGUCUCCAGAGCAGUUCUGUGAUGUGAUGUGGGCAGGCGACCUCCACUAUAAGGCCCACCAGUGUGACUUCCUGGCAGCCUACGUAGCUGUCUGCUACACUUACCAAGUCUGCAUCAGCUGGAGACGACACAACUUCUGCCCGUUGAGGUGUCCCCCAGGUAGGGAGUACCAGGCGUGUGUGUCGACCUGUACCACCCGGACCUGUCAGAACAGAGAGUUCUAUGAGGAGACCACCUGCUCCCACAUCAGAGAGGAGUGUGUGUGUCGCUCUGGAACCAUCCUGCACCGAGCAGACUCCUCUUACUGCGUCACAGAGGAGCAGUGUGUGUGUACUGAUAACGAGGGGUCUCCGCGGGCCCCUGGGGAGGUGUGGAACGGGUCAUUGCGUAGCUGCUGUCUGUUCCGCUGCCUGGAGAACGGUUCUGUGGUGUCAGAAGAACCUGACUGCAGCAUUAGUCCCACUCCGCUGUGUGAGAGGGAGGGAGAGUACGUACUGGAUGUCCUGGAGGAGGGGGCUUGCUGCCCCAAGAAGAUCUGUGAGUGUAAUCUGACCAUCUGUGAAAGUGAGGCUCCACCGUGUGAGAAUGGGAACCGGCUGGUGAUUGGUUACAGUGCCCUGUCCUGCUGCCCAGAGUACCGUUGUGAGUGCGACCCCCAUGCCUGUCCCCCCCUCACCGCCCCUGAUUGCAGAGAAGAUCAGUUCCUAGUGGAGGUUCGUGAGGACAACUCCUGCUGUUACUCCUUCCUAUGUGUGUGCGAGUCGUGUAUCGAGCCAGUCCCGUCCUGUUCUUAUGGAGAGAUACUGGCUGUGGAUCUGAACACCACCCACAGCUGCUGCCCUCAAUACCACUGUGUGUGUGACGUGAACCUGUGUCCUGAGUCGUCUCUGAGCUGUUCUCCUGGUCUGUCUCUGGUCCAAACCACCCUACCUGGACACUGCUGCCCCGACCGCCACUGUGAGUGCCAGUGUGAGGACAGCUCUCUCCCAGUCUGUCAGGUGGGGGAGGUACAGGUGGAGGUCCCAGACGGCAGAAGCACCUGUGGCUGCCCCCUCUACACCUGCAAGAAGGCGGAGGUGUGUGUGUUCCAGGGAGUCACGGUGCUGGGGCCGGGGCAGAGCCUGAUUCAGUACUAUGAAGGAGAGCUGUGUUACACCGUCCAUUGUCUGACACACCGUGACACACACACUGGAUACUACGCCAUGGACGUGUCCGCUGUCAACUGCUCUCAGAAGUGUGGCCAGCACCAGCUGUACGUUGCAUCAUCAGAUCCUCAGGUGUGCUGUGGCUCCUGUAAGAAUGUCUCCUGUUCUUUCAACAACGACAAUGGAACCACUGAACUCUUCACUGCAGGGAGCUCCUGGGUGGAUAACUGUACGCGGUAUGACUGUGUGGAGACGACAGUGGGAACUGUGAUGCUGGCCUCAGGAGUGGUCUGCCCCCCCUUCAACGACACAGAGUGCACUCAGAAUGGGGGAGUGGUCCAGAGCUAUGUGGACGGCUGCUGCAGGACGUGUAAGGAGGACGGUAAGACGUGUAAGCGUGUGGCAAUCCGAACCACCAUCAGAAAAGACGACUGCAGGAGCAACGCACCGGUGACAGUGUAUUCGUGUGAUGGGAAGUGUCCGUCUGCCACCAUCUUUAACUUCAACAUCAACAGCCACGCCCGCUUCUGUAAGUGCUGCAGGGAGAGUGGACUACAAACCCGCUCCGUCACCCUCUACUGCUCACACAAUGCUACCCUGGUGGUCUACAGCUUCCAGGAGCCUGUCGACUGCACCUGCCAAUGGAACUAAAGAGAGAAAGAAGCUAGUUAGUGUGAGCUCCAGUAUGGCGUACAGUAGGAGGUACGGGAGAUGGAAAAGAGGUCAGAGGUCAGAGCAGACAGGUCAAGCGUCCAUGUCGGCGAGUUCUUUAGUCUUCCUUCAGUGUGUUGUGGAGGGCUGUAUGCUGACCUGUUAUAGUGACCCUGUUGUUACAGAUAUGUAGUGGUCAGAUGUGUAGGGCUGUAACCUGUUCCUUCUCUACUAUGAUAACACUAGUCCUGUCUGUACUGCUGUAGCCUGCUCCUCCUCGUAUGUAACACUAGCUAGUCCUCUCUGACUUUAUAAUGUUCCGAUCAGUUGAUCCCAGCUGACAGGACCGCUGCUGCUUUAGUAUGGAUAUAGUGCUCUCCUGAUGACUGACAUGUUUUAUAUGCUGAUAAAAAUUAUCUUAGAUUUUCUCUUUUCUUUUUUACAAAUGUAAAGCUUUUAUACAAAAAAUAGUUGUAUUUAAAUCAAUUAAUUAUUUAGUAAGGUGAUAAUCCACCUAAGUAUCUGAUGAUAGAUUAUCUGUAUUUCUUCAGAACGCUGAAUUUGUUGUGUUGUUUAAUUAAUGUGAAGCAUUGUGCCAGUAAUCAUACAGUAUGUGCUGAUGCCAUCAGAUAGACUACAGUCUUUAGUCACACA